Messenger RNA from Penicillium chermesinum, 1581 nucleotides. RefSeq names its product cytochrome P450. Gene Ontology annotation, molecular function: heme binding; oxidoreductase activity, acting on paired donors, with incorporation or reduction of molecular oxygen; monooxygenase activity. Bases 1 to 1581 code for a protein of 526 amino acids. The transcript has 5 exons. NCBI's taxonomy places the organism in Eukaryota, Fungi, Ascomycota, Eurotiomycetes, Eurotiales, Aspergillaceae. The record is from RefSeq and is a predicted model, not a curated record.
AUGCGUUUCGACUCUUCUGAUUUCACCAGACACAUUACGCUUAUCUCGGCGUCUAGCAUUCUUAUCGGCCUACUGUUGCUCGCCCUUCUUUUGUGCUUCUAUGUGGAUUUUUCCCAAAUAAGUGGCAUCCCUGAGAUCCCAGGGGGCACGUUCCUGGCAGGCCAUCUAUAUCAGCUCGGGAAUGACCAUGCGACGACUGCCGAACGCUGGGCCGCGCAAUAUGAAGCGCCGGUAUUUCAAGUCCGGUUAGGUCGAAGAAGAGCAAUCUUCAUCAACAGCUUUGAGGAUGCUCGGGAAUGGCUGGUCAAGAACCAGUCCGCAACGCUUGAUCGUCCCCAGUUCUAUACCUUCCACGGCGUCGUGUCUGCAACUUCUGCUGCCACCAUUGGAACAAGCCCAUGGAAUGAGAGAACCAAAAAGCAACGCCGGGUCGUAGGAUCGUUCACUACCGGUCCAUCCAUCCAGAAGCUUCGGCAAAUGUUAAACCAGGAGACCUUUGCAAUGGUCUCGGAUUUGUAUCAAGACAGUCAGAAUGGUGUUGCUGCUAUCAUGCCCCACAUUUAUCAAAAGCGACUCGCAUUGAAUAUCAUGAUGAUGUUCUGCUAUGGUACCCGGUUUUCCUCCAUUUCCGAUCCUCUGCUUCUGCAAAUUCUUUCCGAUGCUAGUACAAUCGCAAGCUUUCGCUCCACAAACUCCAAUCCUCAGGACUUCAUUCCUCAUCUAAGGUAUACAUGUGGUGGACGAACGAACACCGCGGUCGACGUGCGGCAGCGCCGAGAUUCUUGGCUGGCCUCCAUGCUGGAUAAUGUCAAAAGCUCUCUUCCAUUGAAGAGAGAGUCGAAAAGAUGUGUGGCUGAGAUGCUCUUGACGGACAAUCAAGAAGGCCUCACCCCUCUUGAUGUAAAAACUAUUCUGGGUGGCCUGAUGUCUGGCGGGUUUGAGACGGUAUUUUCUACCGCUAUUAUCACCAUUGGACUUCUCUCUAGUCCGGACGGGCAAGCGACCCAACACGAAGCUUACAAAAGCAUCAUGGCUACCUACAGCACGCCAGAGGAGGCAUUCGACAAAUGCAUAGUCGAAGAAAAGUGCGACUUCGUAACAUCCCUGGUGAAAGAGGCGUUGCGGUUCUACCCUCCUCUCAAGCUUCUCCCGGCACGGCAGACCUAUAAGGAGUUUCCUUAUAGGGGCUCCCAGAUUCCCAAGGGUAUCCUGGUCUAUGUGAAUGCACAGGCUGUCAAUCGAGAUAAAUCUGUUUAUGGAGAAGAUGCAGAUGUGUUCCGGCCAGAACGGUGGAUGGAUAAAUCUCGAAACAUCUCCCCUCCGUACCACUUCGCCUAUGGUGCCGGCUCGCGCAUGUGCACUGCCGUGAACUUUGCGAACCGGGUUCUGUAUUCGAUUUUCGUGCGAUUGAUUGUCGCUUUUGAGAUGUAUGAAAGUAAAGAGUACCCUGUCAACACCCACUACGUCGAUUACAAGAAAGAUCCGACGGCUUCGAACGCCAUUCCCGCGGAUUUCAAAGUCCGAUUCUCUCCCAGAGAUAAGAUGGUUUUGAAAAGAUGCUUCGAGACGGCCCAGGCAUGA